AUGAAGUUAUUGGUCGAGUUCUGUGAGAGAUCCAGCUGCUACGCAGCCCUCCACAGCAGCGACGCCACCGAGAUCUUCAAGGCGACAGGGCUUACGCAGACGCGCCACUUCUGCCGCGCCCUGCGCGUGCAAUGCACGGGGAGAGACGAUGCUUUUGUGGGCUGGAUCGGGGACCAGUGCCUUUCUCCAGGAGUGAUGCAGAUGGCCAAACCCUUCGCAGAAUGCCUGGGCUUAGAAGAAGGAGAGCAGAUCGAAGUUUUUUCUCACUCUGCUCCUCUGGCUCGAAGUGUCAUGGUUCAACCGAACAGCAUUGAUGACUUUGAGGUGGUAGAGCUUCAAGCAACAUUCAUCGAGGAGAAUUUGCUGAAACAGGUCUCGGUGCUCAUGCCUGGCAUGGCAUUUCCAGUAUGGGUCCAUGGCCUAGUUGCAAUGCUCCGGGUUGAUCCAGCUGAUGCCAACACGUCACCAUGUUUUAUGCUUGGACUUGACACGGAGCUAGCAAUUGAGUCACGACGGCGAUCUGAAGGGGUCCCAAUUUCCUCAGGGAGUGGAGGUGAAAACUGCUUCCACUUGAGGGUGUUUGCUCUUCUUGAGGAAAUUGUUAUUCCACAGGGUCUCGUGCAUGAGAAGGACUUGGACUCUUUGGCCAGUGGCCUAUCCAGUUGCCUCACAUGGCUUGACAUGUCGAGAUCCAAAACCUUGAGACCAGAAGAUAUGCAGCUUCUUCAGCUAGUGGUGAGUGACAAGGUUCCACGCGGGCACAUCAUUCUCGGCGCCACCUUCGCAAACUGUCUUCACGUCCCCUGCUUUGGGCUGGUAAAGCUUUGGCGCUGCUGGCAGGUACCCGCCUACGUCCCAAGAGUGGAAUUGGUGCCCAGACUUCGGAGUGCAGAAGGUGUUUGGGAGAUGGGCUCGCUCCGACGACGCUUCGAAGCGCUGGUGAAAGCACAUGGCGAAAUUGAAGUUGCUGAUGGAGCACCCCUGCUGCUGCGGCCAGAGAAAUUGGCCUCAAAGGAUUCACCGGCGACAUCUGUGCCAGAUGCUGGAACUUCCGGCAGCGAGGUGGAUUUGUACGAGGGCCUCUCAGACAUUUCGGACAUCUAUCAGCGGCAAGUGGAGCCAGCAAUCUGUGCUGAUGAUGACUGUGGGGUUUACGAGGUGCUGCAGCUUGUCAUCGAAUCUGGCGAUGAAAAGCAAAGCGACUGA
This is a messenger RNA of Cladocopium goreaui, 1206 nucleotides long. The record is from the annotation of a GenBank genome assembly. NCBI's taxonomy places the organism in Eukaryota, Dinophyceae, Suessiales, Symbiodiniaceae.